Chilo suppressalis (striped riceborer) is the source of this 2024-nucleotide messenger RNA. NCBI's taxonomy places the organism in Eukaryota, Metazoa, Arthropoda, Insecta, Lepidoptera, Crambidae. The record is from the annotation of a GenBank genome assembly.
CAUCAUCGUCAGACGAUACAAACGUCAAUCAAUGUCACUAUACUUCAACAAAUUCGCCGUAAAGAAACUGUACAAAUUCCUAAAGAAUUAAAGAAAUAAAAAAAUUGAACAUUUGUUAUCAAACCAUGGCACUUUUACCAUUCUCUAGAUUAGUCACACCAAAGCUGUUCUCAACGAAUGUUAAAAUUAAUAUUAGAAAUCUGAUGUCAAAACAACUGGUUUAUAAGGAAUUUGGAGAUCCUCUGCAAGUAGUUAAGUUUAGAGAAUGUGCUGUACCGCCGCUAGGUAACCAGGAAGUGUUAGUCCGAAUGUUGGCUGCACCGGUGAACCCGGCUGACAUAAACACCAUACAAGGAAAGUAUCCUGUUAAAGUAGAUUUGCCGUGUAUUCCUGGUAAUGAAGGUGUCGGCGUUGUUCAGGAGGUUGGGAAGAAUGUGGAGGGAUUUCACCCUGGUAAUAAAGUCAUUUUAACAAAACCAGUACAAGGCACUUGGAGAGACAUUGCUGCCUUUAGUAAAGACUGUUUAAGAAUUGUUCCUGAUGGUUUAGGGACUGUAGAAGCAGCAACUUUGACAGUAAAUCCAUGUACAGCAUAUAGAAUGCUUACAGAUUUUGUACCUGUGAGCGAUGGCUUGGUGGUUAUUCAAAAUGGUGCCAAUGGUGCAUGUGGUCAAAAUGUCAUCCAAAUUUGUAAAGUGUGGGGUAUCAAAAACAUAAAUAUUGUAAGAAACCGACCUGAUAUCAAUGAACUGAAAAAGUAUCUUGAAAACUUGGGUGCAACUUAUGUAUUAACAGAAGAAGAGUUGCGUUCUACAACCAUUUUUAAGGAAAAGAAAAUUGAAAAACCUUUGUUAGCACUUAACUGUGUUGGUGGAAAGAAUGCUUUGGAAAUGUUAAGACAUUUGCAGCAUUCUGGUAAAAUGGUCACAUAUGGGGGUAUGUCAAGAGACCCAGUUAAUAUUCCAACAAGCGCAUUUAUUUUUAAAAAUCUUUCAUUUCAUGGGUUUUGGAUGACAGCAUGGAAUGAAAAGGCAUCACAAUCUGAAAAAGACAAAAUGUCAGAAGAUAUUAUCAAAAUGAUGUGUGAAAACAAACUGAAAGGUCCUGUCCAUAAAAUGGUGAAGUUUGACAAUUAUGAAGAAGCUUUGAGAAAUGCUCUUAGUUCAAAGGGAUUCACUGGAAAGGGUUUAAGGCCUUGCUUGCCCGCUAUUCCAGGCGACGAAGGGGUCGGUGAAGUUGUAGAAAUCGGCAAGCGAGUGUGUACAGUCGAGCCAGGACAAAGAGUUAUCUUAUCUUCUAGAAAACAAGGCACUUGGCGUUACUAUGGAGUGUAUCACGAAAGAAAUGUUCACGUAAUAUCUCCAAUUUUACCACUACCAGAAGCAGCUAUGCUUAGUAUAGCACCAUGCGUCGCUUAUAGGAUGCUAAAAGAUUUUCUAACUGUAAAACCUGGCGAAACUGUAAUUCAGAACGCAGCCAAUAGCCCAUGUGGUCAAGUAGUAAUCCAACUGUGUAAGGCGUGGGGUAUUAAUACUAUAAAUAUUGUAGCCAGUCAUUGUGAUUAUGCAACUGUCAGAAAGCAUUUAUUAACGCUAGGAGCCACCGCAGUGUACACCCUAGAAGAGGCUGAAGAGCUGACAACUUUCGAUACGUCACUGAGUAGACCAGUUUUGGCAUUAAACUGCUUGGGUGGUAAAUAUGAAGAUGUAAUGCUGAAAUUACUUAAUCGCAAUGGUGUAAUCGUUUACUAUGGUUGUUCUUUCGACUUGCCUCUAGCAAAACAAUUUUUACGGUCUGAUACAACUUUCUGCAGAUUUGAUUUGUCUGACUGGGAUAAAAAUGCUACAUCUGUAGAAAAAGAUAUAAUGAUCAAUGAUUUAAUACAGUUAAUGGUUAUUGGUAAAGUUAUAGCUCCAUUGUAUGAACCUUUGGAGCUAAAGAAUUUUGUGUAUGCGAUUCGAAACACUGUUCACUGUGAAGCCUUUUCCACCUUUAAUUAUGUUUUUGAUUUUACCUUACCUUGA